Messenger RNA from Pygocentrus nattereri (red-bellied piranha), 2964 nucleotides. RefSeq names its product H-2 class I histocompatibility antigen, Q10 alpha chain-like. The transcript has 7 exons. Gene Ontology annotation, biological process: immune response. The record is from RefSeq and is a predicted model, not a curated record. The coding region runs from base 155 to 1399 and encodes 414 amino acids. Gene Ontology annotation, cellular component: external side of plasma membrane. Lineage: Eukaryota; Metazoa; Chordata; Actinopteri; Characiformes; Serrasalmidae.
UACGGGCGUGAACAGCAGCGAGCCGCUAUCUCGAGCUGGAAGUUUUGUUUUCCUAUCAGACCAGGCUGACCCCGGAGCGAGAGGACGUUCAGGAAGACCGACGUCUCUCAGCAGAAGGUCGCCCGGAGCGGAUUUUUCUUGGUGAUGAAGUGUGAUGAUGGGGGCGGCUCCGGCGGUCUGUGUGGUCGUUCUGUGUGGACUGCUCGUCCCGGCUCUCGGAGAUAAACACUCUCUGUACUACAUCUACACCGCCCUCAGCAAAGACGUCGCUCUACCAGGGAUCUAUGAGUUCACAGCACUCGGUCUGCUUGAUGACCUGGCCAUCGACUACUACAACAGUAAGGAACAGGUGAAGGUUCCUAAGCAGGACUGGAUGAGAGAGAAGCUGCAGCCAGAUUACUGGGACAAAGGCACCCAGUCUCGCAAGAGCAAAGAGCAGUGGUUCAAGGUCAACGUGGACAUCGUGAUGCAGCGAAUGGGACACAAUCAGACCGACCUUCAUGUUCUUCAGUGGAGACAUGGCUGUGAGAUCGAGGAAGCAGAUGGAAAACACGAAUUUCUGAAAGGCGUCAGUGAUUACGGCUAUGACGGCUCAGAUUUCCUCUCCUUUGAUAAUGAUAACGUGCGGUGGAUCGCUCCAGUUCCAGAAGCUUUGCCAACCAAAAGGAAAUGGGAUGAUGUGGCCAUCCUGAACCAGUACACCAAGGGUUACCUGGAGAGAGAAUGUGUGGACUGGCUCACCAAAUUCUUGGAGUACAGAAAAGAAUCACUGAAAAAGCUUUCUCAACCAUCCCGAAGCCUCUCAGCUCCAUUCCUCGCACGGUCUGGGCCACCCAUAAGGAUGACGUGGGCUCCACCAGAUGUUCAUGUGUUUGAGAAGAAAUCUGAAACUGACAUGAAGAAGCUGACCCUGACCUGCCUGGCCACGGGUUUCUACCCCAAAGACGUGGUGAUGAGUCUGAGGAAGUCCAAGAGUUCACUGCCUGAACAUCUACUAACAUCUUCAGGAGUCAGACCCAAUGAUGAUGGAACCUACCAGCUGAGGAAGAGUGUGGAAAUCCAGGAGGAUGAAGCAGCAGAUUAUGACUGUUAUGUGACUCACAGCACCUUUGAAGAGCCAAUAACUAAGAAAUGGGACACAGACAUGCUGAAGUUCACAGUACAUCCUCCCAAAGAAGCUGGGAAGCCGUUAAUAAAGGUGCCCCAGGCAGAGAUACAGCCCAGAGAAGAGCUGCCUGAUUGUGACCCUCCUCAGCCCAAAAUAGAAGAGAUGGGGAUUGAGCACCAGCUUUUACAAGAGGUUUCAGCCAUUCGGCAGGUGCAGGAAGAGCUGUUAAAGAUUGAGAGAGAAAGGCUAGAACUUGAAAAGGAGAAACAAAAACUGAAGGAAGAAGUUUAAAGGUAUUCAAUAAAUAACAUUUCAGAAGACACCUCACCUUCAAUAAUAGAUGUCACCUCACCUUCAAAUCUACCAUGUCAGUCACCGCACUCAUACUCAUGCACUCGUACCAGCUCCACACACACUACCGUGUCAGAGUCACCGCUGUGUCCUAUAGACUCGUACCAGCUCCACACACACUACCGUGUCAGAGUCACCGCACUCGUACUCAUACACUCGUACCAGCUCCACACACACUACCGUGUCAGAGUCACCACUGUGUCCUAUAGACUCGUACCAGCUCCACACACACUACCGUGUCAGAGUCACCGCUGUGUCCUAUAGACUCGUACCAGCUCCACACACACUACCGUGUCAGAGUCACCGCUGUGUCCUAUAGACUCGUACCAGCUCCACACACACUACCGUGUCAGAGUCACCGCUGUGUCCUAUAGACUCGUACCAGCUCCACACACAGUACCGUGUCAGAGUCACCGCUGUGUCCUAUAGACUCGUACCAGCUCCACACACACACUACCGUGUCAGAGUCACCGCUGUGUCCUAUAGACUCGUACCAGCUCCACACACACUACCGUGUCAGAGUCACCGCUGUGUCCUAUAGACUCGUACCAGCUCCACACACACACUACCGUGUCAGAGUCACCGCUGUGUCCUAUAGACUCGUACCAGCUCCACACACAGUACCGUGUCAGAGUCACCGCUGUGUCCUAUAGACUCGUACCAGCUCCACACACACUACCGUGUCAGAGUCACCGCUGUGUCCUAUAGACUCGUACCAGCUCCACACACACUACCGUGUCAGAGUCACCGCUGUGUCCUAUAGACUCGUACCAGCUCCACACACACUACCGUGUCAGAGUCACCGCACUCGUACUCAUACACUCGUACCAGCUCCACACACACUACCGUGUCAGAGUCACCACUGUGUCCUAUAGACUCGUACCAGCUCCACACACACUACCGUGUCAGAGUCACCGCUGUGUCCUAUAGACUCGUACCAGCUCCACACACACUACCGUGUCAGAGUCACCGCUGUGUCCUAUAGACUCGUACCAGCUCCACACACACUACCGUGUCAGUCACCGCUGUGUCCUAUAGACUCGUACCAGCUCCACACACACUACCGUGUCAGAGUCACCGCACUCGUACUCAUACACUCGUACCAGCUCCACACACACUACCGUGUCAGAGUCACCGCUGUGUCCUAUAGACUCGUACCAGCUCCACACACACUACCGUGUCAGUCACCGCUGUGUCCUAUAGACUCGUACCAGCUCCACACACACUACCGUGUCAGAGUCACCGCUGUGUCCUAUAGACUCGUACCAGCUCCACACACACUACCGUGUCAGAGUCACCGCUGUGUCCUAUAGACUCGUACCAGCUCCACACACACUACCGUGUCAGAGUCACCGCUGUGUCCUAUAGACUCGUACCAGCUCCACACACACUACCGUGUCAGAGUCACCGCUGUGUCCUAUAGACUCGUACCAGCUCCACACACACUACCGUGUCAGAGUCACCGCUGUGUCCUAUAGACUCGUACCAGCUCCACACACACUACA